Messenger RNA from Bactrocera tryoni, 3086 nucleotides. It is a transcript of the gene sim, whose product is annotated as protein single-minded. The transcript has 9 exons. Gene Ontology annotation, cellular component: transcription regulator complex; cytoplasm; nucleus. Gene Ontology annotation, biological process: regulation of transcription by RNA polymerase II. NCBI's taxonomy places the organism in Eukaryota, Metazoa, Arthropoda, Insecta, Diptera, Tephritidae. Gene Ontology annotation, molecular function: DNA-binding transcription factor activity, RNA polymerase II-specific; RNA polymerase II transcription regulatory region sequence-specific DNA binding; protein dimerization activity. The record is from RefSeq and is a predicted model, not a curated record. The coding region runs from base 238 to 2673 and encodes 811 amino acids.
CAUAAUUGCAACUGUGUGUGCCGGGCAUACAGCUUGACGUCCAUAUUCGUGUGGCUGGCAUAUUUCGAGCGCCUGGCUGUUGCAGUGCGCGCACACGUUAUACACCCGCGCUGCCGCCACAUUACCGUUAACAUCAUCGGCGUUUAUUUGCCAACCAGAACCGCCGCACACCAUUCCCUCCAAAAGUUAGUAUGUCGGUCGGCGACAGCGCUCCUUCAAUUCCAGCAGCACUUUGAGAUGGAUCCAAAGAGCUUAGCUAAAUCCUGUGCCAUGAAGGAGAAGAGUAAAAAUGCCGCUCGCACUAGACGUGAAAAGGAAAAUGCGGAAUUCUUCGAACUGGCCAAAUUACUACCACUACCAAGUGCAAUUACAUCACAGUUGGACAAGGCGUCCAUCAUAAGAUUAACAACAUCGUAUCUGAAAAUGCGUCAAGUCUUUCCCGAUGGUCUGGGCGAGGCGUGGGGCACUUCACCGGCAAUGCAACGCGGCGCUAUCAAAGAGCUUGGCUCACAUUUGCUGCAAACAUUGGACGGUUUCAUAUUUGUUGUGGCACCGGAUGGCAAAAUUAUGUACAUCUCCGAAACGGCAUCCGUACAGCUGGGACUCAGUCAGGUUGAACUCACCGGCAAUUCCAUAUUUGAAUAUAUACACAACCACGAUCACGAUGAGAUGAACGCUAUACUCUCACUGCAUCCUUAUAUGUACCAAAAUCCGGAUGCAUUUAUUAAUUCAUUACAUCUACCACAGAGCGGCAAUCCACCCACCGGCCAUGCGAACGUCAUCGGCAGUCCGAAUGGCAGCUAUGGCAAUGAUCGUGGUUCGCAUACGAUCGAAUUGCAAAAAUCCUUCUUCCUGCGCAUGAAGUGUGUGCUGGCGAAACGGAACGCUGGACUCACCACAUCUGGUUAUAAGGUUAUUCACUGCUCUGGCUACUUGAAAGCGCGCAUAUUUCCUGACUAUGGCGACGGUCAUGGCGGUUACAUACAAAAUUUGGGCCUUGUAGCUGUCGGUCACUCUCUGCCUUCGUCUGCGAUAACGGAAAUUAAAUUACACACAAACAUGUUUAUGUUUCGGGCGUGUAUGGAUCUGAAAUUAAUAUUUUUAGAUGCGAGGGUAUCCCAACUCACCGGCUAUGAACCGCAAGACCUCAUAGAGAAAACCCUCUAUCAGUACAUACACGUUGCGGACAUUGGAGCCAUGAGCUGCGCCCACCAAACACUGGUAUACAAAGGACAAGUCACCACCAAAUACUAUCGCUUCCUGACGAAGGGCGGCGGCUGGGUCUGGGUGCAGUCGUACGCGACCGUCGUGCACAACACACGCUCCUCGCGCACUCACUGCAUCGUCAGCGUAAAUUAUGUCCUUAGUGAACAAGAGGCCAAAGACUUGAUUCUCAAUGAAAUACAAACGGGUGUGGUUAAGAGCGAGCCAAUCACCGCUUCGGCUGCGUUGACGCCAUCUUUGCAUGCGGCACACGCAGCUGCCGUCGCCACACACCCGGCGCUAAGCAAUGGCAUUGCCGUUGGCAGUACGGCGAGUUGCGCGGCGCUCAGCGUGAGUCCCAAACUGGACGCGUGUUUUGAGAGUGCUGGCGUACAUCUACCACCAAACGUGCUUACACCGGUGUUGACUGGCGGCAGCAGCAGCAGUGGUGGCGGCGGCGCCGGCAACGGCGUAGCGCAUAACAAUAACAACAAUAAUGCCUAUAUGACGGGACAUAUAAUGCACACGCAACUGCCGCAUCAUCAGCACGCGCAUCUGCAUGCACAUCCGAAUGCGCAUGUGCACACACAGCACGCGCAUCAUCUGCAUCACGUGCAUCCGCAUGCGCAUGCUCACGAAGUGCCGCUACCACCGCAAACACAACACGAAAACCUCAACUAUACAACGCUCUUCCCGCCGAUCAACGAUCUCGUGGUCACUUCAUCGACGCUCGGUCACGAAAUGCAAUACCCGGACACAACCACCGGCCCCGGCUACUACGGCGGCAGUGUCGGCACGAACAAUAGCAAUAACAACUCGGGCAGUGAACACUACUACUAUGAGGCGACGCCAUCAGCCACGUCACUCAAUCGACCGUACUCGGCGAAUUCCAAUAGCUGUUCCAGCAGCGCGGAAAGCGAGCGCCAAAUGUCCACCGGAAAUGCAUCGAUAAUAACGGGUAAUUCGCCGCAGACGACGUACAGCGAGUUGAGUCACACAUUUGAAUUGCAUUACUUGUCGGAUAGCAGUUCGCAUCAACAGGCCGCUAUGGCGGGACCACCGACUACACAACAACAACAGCAGCAACCACAACAACAUCACCUACAAUCUAUGGAACAUCAUCAACACGCGCAUCAUCACCAAACACAUCAGCUGCAGCAACAAAACUUGGCGUCCAGUCACAUUGCCACGCUGCAACAGCCAGCGACGCCACAGUCUCAGUCACAACAACAACAACAAAUGGAGCACCAGCAAAUGCAUCAGCAUCAUCAAACAACGCUGGUUGCACAUCAACUACAACAACACGAGCAUGAACAACUACAACAGCAGCAGCAACAACAACAACAGCAUGAGCAUAUUGCGCGCUCAUUCGCCGUGGCCGUGGAGAAGGGCGUCAGCGUGCCGCCACAAUACACCAGCGUCAUUGUUGACCCCCAUCAUCAUUAUAUACCCAACGAUUUUGUACAUUAGCAUUUGCUAGCUGGUACGAUCCACAGGAUCGGUAGCAGUCAAGCACGUAUUGUGCUCUUAUUGGGGGCGCCUUGGGUGUCGUCAUGUUGCUAUGACCUUAUAACGGGUCGCAGCGCAAUGUUGUUGUUAAUUUUAAUAGUUCUAAUUACUGCUAAUUAAAUUGGACUGAGUCACAAAAAUACAUAUAUGUAUAUACAUACAUAACUAUAUAUAAUUUUCGAUUUAAUUUUAUUGCCAAUUUUAUUUAGUCGAAUAUGGUCUGCAAUAGCUGUGGAAAAGGCCGCAUAUGCAGUUUUACACCAGAAGAGCUAUGAGAACCCAGCAGGCAUUUUAAUGCGAAUAAAUUGCCAAAAUUGUUUUAUUUAAGGCAAGUUUAAUCAAAUUAAUUAAAUUUUUUUUUCCAAAAAGUUAGU